AGAAAUCCAAAGAUAGAAAAUAUCGCCUACAGUCACAGGAGAUUUUAGAAUCACUAGAUCGUUAUUCAACGACGCUACGUCAAAGCAGGAAGUAGAUUGAUUAGUUUUCGUUAGCCGCAGAUUGGACAUUACGAUCAAUUUGGCCAACAAACGGUUAUUGGGUGUCAGAGCAAAAGCAAACUCCAGCUAUGGCCAAAUCAACUGGUACUGCAUCACGCGAAAUAAUGUCUGGUUUUAAACUUAAUUGGAUGAACUUACGAGACGCUGAUAGUGGUAAAGUACUUUGGCAAGGAACCGAAGAUUUAUCUUUACCUGGUGUCGAACACGAAGCUCGCGUACCUAAAAAAAUUCUGCGUUGCCGAGCUGUAUCGAGAGAAAUUAACUUCUCUUCAGAAGAGCAAAUGAAUAGAUUUCGUUUAGAACAACGCGUUCUAUUCAAAGAUAAAUGUCUAGAAGAAUGGUUCUUUGAAUUCGGCUUUGUUAUUCCGCAGUCGACUAACACCUGGCAAUCAUUAAUAGAAGCUGCUCCUGAAUCUGAAAUGUUACCUGCUAGUGUUUUAAACGGUAAUGUCGUGAUUGAAACGAAGUUUUUCGAUGAUGCUAUGCUAGUUAGCACAUCAAGGGUUCGCAUUUAUUAUGUGUAA
Molecule: messenger RNA, 644 nt
Organism: Trichoplax adhaerens
Lineage: Eukaryota; Metazoa; Placozoa; Uniplacotomia; Trichoplacea; Trichoplacidae
Product: cGMP-specific rod phosphodiesterase 6D delta
Exons: 6
Coding region: 189-644 (151 amino acids)
Biological process (GO): sensory perception of light stimulus
Cellular component (GO): cytoplasm
Source: RefSeq, a predicted model, not a curated record